Brassica rapa (field mustard) is the source of this 1035-nucleotide messenger RNA. Its product is annotated as chaperonin-like RbcX protein 2, chloroplastic. Gene Ontology annotation, molecular function: protein folding chaperone. NCBI's taxonomy places the organism in Eukaryota, Viridiplantae, Streptophyta, Magnoliopsida, Brassicales, Brassicaceae. Gene Ontology annotation, biological process: ribulose bisphosphate carboxylase complex assembly. The record is from RefSeq and is a predicted model, not a curated record.
AUUUUUGACUGGCUGUUAUUCAACGGCCAUUUUCCAUCUUACACACCCAACUCGUGUUCCUCUGUUUUGUAUUACCCCAAACACGUUUCAUCUUUCUUUCUUUCUUCAGAUUCUUACCAUCCAUCCACCAAACUCUUUGUUGAUUUCUGAAACUGGUUCUCCCAUAUCACCGGGGGAAUAGUUCUGAUCUUCUUGUUGCUUGGGAGUAAUGGUGGGGUCUCUGUUUGUUAUUGGCUCAUCUGUGAUGGAUUCUCCGAGCGCUCCAUGUUUAUGUCUGGAUGCUCACACGAGGAGCAAGAAGAAGAUCCAUGGCAGUUCAAGAAAGCUAGAGUUAGGAAGCUCCUUUACUGGCUCAAGCAUUGUUUUCAGGAUUUCUUCUAAACGCGUACCAAGAAUUGCGAGUAGAAGGAGCAAGAAGAAGUUCUUGAUUGUUAACGAGGACGUUGCUGGGAACUACGAUGAUACCUUCGGAGAUGUCAAAACGCAACUUAUUAACUAUUUCACUUACAAAGCUGUGAGGACGGUUCUUCAUCAGUUAUAUGAAAUGAAUCCUCCCCAAUACACUUGGUUUUAUAAUUACGUCGUAUCAAACAGACCAACUGAAGGCAAACGUUUCCUCCGCAAACUCGGCAAGGAGAGUCAGGAGCUUGCAGAAAGAGUUAUGAUCACGCGUCUCCACUUGUAUGGCAAGUGGAUCAAGAAAUGCGACCAUGGGAAGAUAUACCAAGAUAUAUCAGAUGAGAACUUGGCCUUGAUGCGUGAGCGACUGAUGGAGACCGUGAUAUGGCCUUCUGAUGACUCAAACUCAGAGGUUAUUGGCUGAAUAAGCAUGUCACAAAACCACAGCAUCUCCUUUGUGAAUCCGCUUUUCAGUUUUUAGGACUUGAGUUUUUUUUUUAGUUUGAUUACUUAUAAUAUAGCCAUUGAGCAGUGUCUAUUCUUGACAUGCACUAUAUAUCAUGAUCAAGGUCCAAGUCUUUCAACUACUAUCUAUAUAUAUAUAUUGAUUGAGAUAAAAACAUAUAAAGUUCCUUA